GAGGGGUCACGUUGCGUUGCCAAGGGUUUGUGGUCGUGACCUACUUUACUACCGGUUUGAUCUCGUGGACGCCUGAAGAGCAAAAGAAAGCAGAAAAGGCUAUUUUUCUCUUGUUCACAAUGGAUUCUGUUAAUACCAUUAAAGACAAAAUAUCGGCGAUUGUGUCUGCGAUGGACCAGUACCUGGAGCCGAUAGGCGGCGCUGGCGGCGCGGUGGCGCUCACCGCCGUGGCCGCCGCCGCCACCUACUACUACUCGCGUCAGCCCGUUCCCGUGACACCGCUGGUCGACCUCGAACAGCAGACUGUCGAGGAGUUCGAGACUCCGCCGAACCACCAGGGCAGUGACCCAGCUCCGGGUCCGGAGCUGAUCCGUCGGUCGCGCAUCCCGUACAAGGGCUCCAAGGAUGGCCAGUACUUCAAGUACCUGGAUGACAACACCAAGACCAUGUUUGACGCGUUCCGGCGCGGUGCCAAACUGUCCAAUAACGGCCCGUGCCUGGGCUGGCACGAGGAUAAGGACAAGCCGUACCAGUGGAUUAACUACAACGAGUCGCUGCUCAGGGCCAAAAACUUCGCCGCCGGCCUGCUGGCCACAGGUCUGAAGCCGGGCCAGGAGACGAACGUCGGUGUGUACACGCAGAACUGUCCCGAGUGGGUGCUUACGGAGCAGGGCUGCUACUGCUACAACAUGGUCAUCGUGCCGCUGUACGACACGCUCGGGGAGGAGGCGUGCACCUUCAUCAUCAACCAGGCCAUCAUCUCGGUGGUGGUGGUGGAUAACGACACCAAGAUCGCCACCCUGCUGGGCCAGCGGCCGCGGCCGCUGACGCACAUCGUGAGCACGCGGCCCGUGAAACCGGAGCUGGUGCAGCGCGCCAAAGACGCCGGCGUGCGCGUGUCGCGCUUCACAGAGGUGGAGAAACUGGGAGCCGCCGCCAACAUCAAGGAGACGCCUCCGAAGCCGGAGGACCUGGCGACCAUCUGCUACACGUCGGGCACCACGGGCGACCCCAAGGGCGUGAUGCUGACCCACGAGAACCUGGUGGCCGACGUGGGCGCCGUGCUGAUCCAGCUGGGCGAGUGCGCGCCCGACCACACCGAUACACUCAUCAGCUUCCUGCCGCUGGCGCACAUGCUAGAGCGCGUCUGUGAGACGGCGAUGUACAUGCAGGGCGGCUCUGUGGGGUUCUUCCUGGGCGACAUCCGGGCGCUGAUGGACGACAUGAAGCACCUGCGGCCCACGCUGAUGCCGGUGGUGCCGCGGCUGCUGAACCGCAUCUACGACAAGGUCUGGUCCAACGUGGCCGGCAGCAAGUUCAAGACCAGGAUGCUGCAGUGGGCGCUGGACGCCAAGGAGGCCGAGAUCAAACGCGGUAUAAUCCGUAACGACUCGUUCUGGGACCGGCUGGUGCUGAAGAAGGUGCGCGACUCACUGGGCGGCCGGGUCCGUCUCAUGGUGGUUGGAUCGGCACCCAUGGCCGCCAACGUGCUCACGUUCAUGAGGGCAGCGCUCGGAUGCACGGUGCUGGAGGGUUACGGUCAGACCGAGUGCGUGGCGCCGUGCACGCUGACGCUGCAGGGCGACGCGCGGCCCGACCACGUCGGUCCUCCGCUGCCCUGCUGUGACAUUAAGCUGGUGGAUGUGCCCGAGAUGAACUACUUCGCCGCCUCCGGCCAGGGCGAGGUGUGCAUCCGCGGCACCAACGUCACCCAGGGCUACUACAAGAACCCGGAGAAGACGCGCGAGACGAUCGACUCGGACGGCUGGCUGCACACGGGAGAUGUGGGACAGUGGCUGCCCAACGGAACACUGCGCAUCAUCGACCGCGCCAAGCACAUCUUCAAACUGUCACAGGGCGAGUACGUGGCUCCGGAGAAGGUGGAGAACGUGUACGUGCGCUCGCAGCUGAUCGCCCAGAUGUUCGUGCACGGCGAGAGUCUCAAGUCUUGCGUGGUGGCCGUGGUGGUGCCGGACGUGGACGUGCUGAAGGCCUGGGCCACCAAGAACAACGUGCCCGGCACGCUGUCCGUGCUCUGCCAGAGUCCCAAGGUGAAGAAACACAUAAUGGACGACAUGAACCGACUGGCCAAGGAGGCCAACCUCAAGAGCUUCGAACAGGUGAAGGACAUUUACCUGCACCCGGACCCGUUCAGCGUCCAGAACAACCUGCUGACGCCCACGCUGAAGGCCAAGCGACCAGAGCUCCGCAAGUACUUCAAACCCCAGCUAGACGACCUCUACUCCAAACUCACCUGAACGCCGCCCGCGGCCAGACUAGCAAUGACAAGUGCGCCGCCCGGCCGCCAGGUGGCAGGCCGAGCGCCCGCCGCCCGGCGAUAGGUGAUAGGGACGGCUAGGUGGGAUUUUCUCCAGGGCUCUUGUACGCGACUGUGUGUGCCGAGAGAGUAAAUUAUUUGUUGUAGAUGAUUUGCGUCUUGCGAAUGCCUGCCCAACUGACCACAUAGAUGUGCGGAUUGCUGAGUGCGCUGUGUACAAGUGCCAGCAUAAUUCGAUAGCGUGCUGCGGCUUUCAUGGACUCUAGGGUGAUGAAUUCGUCUCAGCCGCGGUGGGAGAGGACCUGAUAACGAAUAUGCCGUGGCGACCGGCCAACGACAUCAUCCGGCGACCAGCCAGUGACCUGGGUGGCCUGAGUGACCUCUGGGUGACCUCUGAGUGACCUCUGGAGUGACCUGGGUGACCUCUGAUGUGAUCUGAGCGGUCUCACAAGUCCCAGCUGCCUCGGACGACCCGCCAGUCCUCAGGAGCUCAGAGGAACGCCCGUCGGGACGCAGUCAGCCUCGGCCACCUCUGUGUUUUUAUCUCCGUGCGGUGUAUAGUCAACUGAAUGACAUCGAGAGACUGGUGGUCUCCUGUUAACGCAUUACCUAGAGCAGACCUGUGUGCAUAUCUGACCCACGGCCCUGCCGGGACGCUGUGCCCAAAUAUCGGACCCCGGGGAGCUCCAGACUGACUGCCGCGGGUCUGAUGGUGGCCGGCUGCCGAGGGCUCUUUCUAGCGUCUCUGAGCGGUGUAAACUCUGGGUGCUAUGUGAGGCCGGGCGGUGACCUGACCUGACCGGGCGGCCCGCCCGCCAACUCAGUGCCUGACGCGGCCGGUCGGGGCGGCGCGUGCGGUGCUGGUGGGCGGGGUACGGCUGCCCCACACCCACUCCUCUUUCAUGGACCGGUGCGUCGCGAGUCUCCGCGCAGUCUCCGCCCUCGCAGCGGUGUGUGAGCGGGUGGCUAGCAGAUGUCAGUGUGCUACUCGAUUGGUUGUGAUGAUUUGAGUCCCCCGCGCCCGCGACCUGCUGCAGAAUCUCUCCUGUCGGGGCCUAGCCCUGCCUCUAACCUGUGUAAAUCCGAGAUGAUGGCUCACCUCCCGCAUAGUUCACCAGUUUUGGCCUGCUCAUCGGCCGCCAUUAUGUAACUCAGCAUAAAUCUCCCUCCCAUGUUCGCGUUUGUGCCUCUUUUCUCGUCAUUUGUUAACAGCCGGAGCUCCGACCGCCAUGCUGUAGCCAGUGCUCGUUAAUUCGCCCAUCCGAACCCAGCGUGCUCCUGCUGCUAUUUCGCUAACAUCCUUUGCCCGCCGUCCUUCCGCGCGCUCGUCUGACUCGAUACCCAUGCCCCGGCUGAUCCUCUUUCUGGUUGUGCCGCGCCGGUCUAUCUCCGGCCGGGUGUGUACGGACCGGUCAGGUGACUGACCGGCUUUGCUCGUAUAAUGUCCAGCCAGGCGUCAGGGCCACGUGCCCGACUGCGCCGGGAGGGGCGACUGUUGCAAACUGUGACAAAAAGGUGGUGUGUGCACGUUUUGCUGAAAUGAGGCGUUGUUGUCCGUGCAAUAAAGUACUAUUCGGUG
This is a messenger RNA of Amphibalanus amphitrite, 3857 nucleotides long. RefSeq names its product long-chain-fatty-acid--CoA ligase 1-like. The transcript is spliced from 15 exons. Gene Ontology annotation, cellular component: endoplasmic reticulum; membrane. Gene Ontology annotation, molecular function: long-chain fatty acid-CoA ligase activity. The coding region runs from base 120 to 2258 and encodes 712 amino acids. Gene Ontology annotation, biological process: long-chain fatty acid metabolic process. Lineage: Eukaryota; Metazoa; Arthropoda; Thecostraca; Balanomorpha; Balanidae. The record is from RefSeq and is a predicted model, not a curated record.